AUGGGCGCGGAGUGGUGGGGAGCGGAGCUGGAAGGCUACGAGCGAAGGGAAUAAACCCCAAAGGAACACUGCUCUCUUAAUUCCCCUCCCCCCUUCCGCUUUUUCUCCUUUCUUUUCUCCUUUCUUUUCUGAGGAGUUUUUGACUUAAGUUUUCUUCAGAUCGUCUGGGCUUGGCUUUUUAAUUUUUUUUUUUUAAGUCUUUUUUUUUUUUUUUCUCCUGGGUGUUGUGUGUGGCCAAAAAAAGAACCAGCUUAGUGUCAAGCCAAGUGAUUCAGGCGCUCUGCAAGGAGGAAGCAGGGAGAAAAGAAGGAAAAAAGUUGCCUUUGUCGCCAGCGAGCUCGUAACUGCGUUUAUGUGACCAAAGGCAGGCGGCUGAAGAGCGGGGUCGUGCCGGCUGCACAGCCCUCUCGCCUGCAGGCGCUGCUGGUGGGGCUCCUCUUCUCGCAGCCCCCUCGGGCCGUGCCCGCCGCUCCGCUCGCCGACCCGCGGCCUCAGGCCGGACUCCGCCUGUGCCGCUUCCCUUAGCCGGGGGUGCGCGGCGGCACCUCCCGGCGGCCCCCCUCCCGCUCCGCCCGUUGCCAUGGUGCGGCGGCCCGGCGUGCUGUGGGCAGUGGCGGCGCUGGCGCUGCUGGUCCGGCGGGCGGCGGCGCUGGCGGGGCCGGUGGUUCGCUGCGAGCCCUGCGACGCGCGGGCGCUGCAGCAGUGCAAGCCCUUGCAGCCCGACUGCGCCGAACGGGUGCGGGAGCCGGGCUGCGGCUGUUGCCUCACCUGCGCCCUGCAGCUGGGACAGCCCUGCGGGAUCUACACGGAGCGCUGCGGCGCCGGCCUCAGCUGCCAGCCGCGCCGCGAGGAGACGAGGCCGCUGCAGGCGCUUCUGGAAGGCCGCGGGCUCUGCACCAACACCUCGGCGGGCGGCAAGCUGCGGGCCUUCCUCCUGCCCGGCCCGCACGCUGCAGAGAAUUCCAGUGAUUCUGAAGAAGACGACCAGAAUACCAGCAGCAUCGAGAGUCAGGCCUUCCCCAGCUCCCACAGGGUGCCGGACUCCAAAUCACAUCCGCCCCACAUCAAAAUAGACAUCAUCAGGAAAGUGCAAGCCAAAAACACACAGCGUUAUAAAGUGGAAUAUGACUCUCAGAGCACAGACACACUGAACUUCUCUUCUGAAUCCAAACAAGAGACCGAAUACGGUCCCUGUCGCAGAGAAAUGGAGGACACUUUAAACCACCUAAAGAUCCUGAACGUCCUGAGUCCCAGGGGCUUUCAUAUUCCAAAUUGUGACAAGAAGGGGUUCUACAAGAAAAAGCAAAAAGAAGUGCCCAGAUGCAGACAACAUGACACAAUCUCCUUACUAAACAGGUGAGUUCAGCCAUCCUGCUAGAACAUCAAGACUGUGUCUCUCCUUGCACUUGACCAAGAGAAGUGCCCAGAUGCAGACAACAUGACACAAUCUCCUUACUAAACAGGUGAGUUCAACCAGCCUGACAGAACACCAAGGCUGUGUCCUUCCUUGCACUUGACAAAGAGAAGUGCCCAGAUGCACACAACAUGACUCCUCUUGACAUAGAAUCAUGCAAUGAACCAGGUUGGAAGAGACCUCCAAGAUCAUCCAGUCCACCCUAUAAUAGGUUUGCAUGAGUUUAAGAAACUGCUAGGGAACAUGAAUUAGGCCACCCCAUUCAUGUAUCUGUGUCUCUUUUUGGGGGACACGAGUAGGGAUGCUGCUGUGUCUGCAGCUGGCAAGGUCAGACCUCAUUGCUCAGCUUGUUGCCAGCUGCUGGUACCUGUAUUCCCACCACUGGGUGUUUCUUCACUCUUUUUGUUUGCUUCCAUGUGUACUGCUUCCUAACUAGAUCAUGUCAAAGCCAUUUCUUUUCCCAGAAACACCUCUUAUAAGAAAUAGAGGUUUGCUAAAGGAGUUUGACAGCCAUGUCAUGGAGUUGGUAACCUGGAGGGAGAUGGUAACCUGAGUGGAUGGUAACUGCUUGCAACAAAAAUGUGAUGGCACUGAACAACUGAAGACAAGUUAAUGGCAGCAGGGGCACUGAUGUUUGAAGAAGUAGUGUUUUGUGAGCGUCAGGUCACGUUUUGACAUGCAAAGAAGAGUAAUGCAGUGUUGAGAGGCAGGCAGGCAUGCCUAGCUCCUUCUCCUCAGUGCUAUGAUGCAGUGUU
Messenger RNA from Pogoniulus pusillus (Red-fronted tinkerbird), 2169 nucleotides. It is a transcript of the gene IGFBP3, whose product is annotated as insulin like growth factor binding protein 3. Gene Ontology annotation, biological process: regulation of insulin-like growth factor receptor signaling pathway. Lineage: Eukaryota; Metazoa; Chordata; Aves; Piciformes; Lybiidae. Bases 581 to 1360 code for a protein of 259 amino acids. The transcript is spliced from 4 exons. The record is from RefSeq and is a predicted model, not a curated record. Gene Ontology annotation, cellular component: extracellular region. Gene Ontology annotation, molecular function: fibronectin binding; insulin-like growth factor I binding; insulin-like growth factor II binding.